Messenger RNA from Cydia strobilella, 1506 nucleotides. RefSeq lists its product as uncharacterized. The coding region runs from base 7 to 1479 and encodes 490 amino acids. The record is from RefSeq and is a predicted model, not a curated record. Lineage: Eukaryota; Metazoa; Arthropoda; Insecta; Lepidoptera; Tortricidae. The transcript is spliced from 8 exons.
UUCAAGAUGCCUUGUGGUAAAAAGCCUCUUGUGAAAAAAUGGGACAAGCAUAAAGACUUACGAGUUAUAAACCCGUCCCGAUAUGAACAAAAUGAGGCCUCCGUCAAAGUUCACUGGAAGAAAGUUAUCCGAAAUUUAGAACUUUCCUACAAGGAUGAUAAAUUCUGGGAGACCCAACGUGACACCGUUCAGGAGCUGGUCGGGCCUGCUAUCUUCGGCAGACUAGCACAGAUGUUCAACCUCCCUCCUGACGAUAAACACUACGAACCACCGCCGGACACUAGUUCUCUCCAGACGUCGCAACUAUUCUACGCAAUGGGAUCAUACGAACAACUUCCAAGAAAAGAGUCGAGGUAUUCGGUAAGUGACUAUGCACCUUCAGUGGAAGAAGAAUCUGUUGAGGAAGAAGAAUCUGACUGGGGCACCUCAUCAGAAGUAUUGGACAACCAACCUUCACGAUACAAAUCAAUGACAAAGUCUAAAUCCACUUCGUCAAGACCUUUUACGUCCAGAAUGAAUAUCUCAAGAUUGUCUACAAAUAAAUCUUUUAUAAGGAAAUCAUCUAUAAGAUGUUCAAAAAGGUUUCCAAAUAUACCAUUGUCGAUCGAUUCCCCAGCUUGUACCGAUGAUGAUUUAAUUGUUCAAGAUAGUAAGAAGUAUGGCAGAAACGUCGGGAAAUCACUACUUAGAAUGACUGCGAAAAACCCCCACUUUGAAAUGCUGUACUGCAACGAAUCAGAAACCGAUAUGAUCAAAUGGAAUUCCAAGUAUAAGCAGAAAGCUUUUGAAGUAUCGGCUUCUGAUGAAUUCAGCAAAAAAGCUGAGAUAUUGACUAAACAGAUUUCAAAAGAUUUUUAUGAUUGGUGGAUAAGUUUAGGCAAUGUAGAGUUUAAAAGCGAAAUCAAGCGCCCUGAAGAUAUCGAAGACUUAUUCCAAGUCUUGUUCGAUGAACACGCCUCAAGAGCACUUGUACUAGACCCAAAAAUACUACCUUGUGUAUUGCCGAGUAUUGCGAAAUUUGUUGGCGUACCUAAGGCCGCAUGUUCGAGUGUGCUUAAGCGGCAAAUCGCGUACGAUAUUCACGCGGAAACUAGCCCCGCACAUAAAGAAGCCUUCGGCACAUGUCUUCCGCAGAGGAUGAAGCAUAUUCCUCCUAAUAACGAUACCAAAAAGAUGUGGCAUUCUCUUGUAAUACCUGAAGAUCUGAAGACUAUGUCUGCCGUCUGGGACGAAAUUUCCCAUCUGACGUCCACAAAAUCUUUCCACGCGUGGCUUCAGAAGCGUCCACAUCUUCCAAUGGCUAAGUACUUGAAGUCGUUGGAGACUCCAGGAGACAAAAAGCAAGCGUUCGUUGUACCAUCGGAUUAUGUACUCGCUAAAGAAGGAAGUAGUAUUACUUCUACUCAGGACUUAGCUCUGCCAGUUUCAGAAUUUACUCUUGAACUGAAAGAAGUACUGCAGGAAAUUAUGAACGAUUAAUACCAAUCGUUCGUUCGCCAUAUUGCA